Molecule: messenger RNA, 2241 nt
Organism: Rotaria sp. Silwood2
Lineage: Eukaryota; Metazoa; Rotifera; Eurotatoria; Philodinida; Philodinidae
Source: the annotation of a GenBank genome assembly
AUGAAGUUAGUUGUAUGUGUUAUCAUCGACAAAGAAGUCGAUGCUUUACUUCUUGUUGAACAAAACCUUGGCCGUGGUUAUUGGUUUCCAUUUGACGAAAUCAAACAGGGUGAAACACGAGCUCUUGCAGCUAAACGAAUAACUAGCAGAUUAUGUCCGUAUGAUUUUGAACUUGUCAAUGUACUUAAGAUUCGUUGUAGUGAUUUAUUACCAUGUUUACCCAGUACACAAACAUAUUAUCUCAUCACCAAGGGGCGACUGGCACGUGCCAAUGGUACUAACUUAGUGAAUUCAAUUUGGAUGAAUUUUGAACGAAUGAAAACAGCUAUUAAAAAUCGAGAAUUACUUGGGCUUGAACCAUAUUAUUUGUUAAAGAAUAUUCUAGAUCGUCAACAACUCAAUGGUUGGGAUGACUUUAUAUCCGGUGGACAAAUAUUCGAAGAAUCAAUACUUCAAUUUAUUGAUUGUAAACAACCUGAUCCAAAUAAUCAAUUAAUUGCAUCACCACAAGAACAACUAAUGGGUUCAGCCAAAUUUAAUACAAAAUUACAAGAACGUAUUUUUAAAGAAUUUUAUUCAUAUACAUUUCCUAGUGAAUACAUGAGCUUUCAAGCAUUUGUUGAAGCAAUGGAUAAUAAAUUAUCCACAGCAGAAAAAACAAAAAUACAAGCUUAUUUUCGUGCUUUUGAUGCUCAACAAAAAUCUUAUUUAACUUAUUCGGAUUAUUUACUUGGAGCUCCUGCCGAACAACGUUGUCGAUAUAUAUUUCGUUUUUAUAAUGUAAAAAAUAAUGGAAAUAUGUCCAUAGAAGAAUUUCGAGAGCUUCAUAGUGACGUUCAAAAUCUCAAAGCUGGCAAAGCAAAUAAUGAUGCUCCGCCAUACAGUGAAGUUGUAUCUGCUUUUAAUUCUUUUAACGUUCAAGUUAAUAAUCUAUUACAAUUAACUGAUUUUUUAAAUUCUGUUGGUCAAUUGAAAUAUCGUGGAACAUCUGUCCUUUUUCGACUUAGUACAAAUGUGCAAGAUUUAUUACGAAUGUGCAAACGAUAUAAAGAUCUGAAAACAGAUAAUCUUAAUGAUCGAGCUCAGACAAAUAUAAAUUAUGAAAUAGCGGAUCAUUGUGUAACAUUAAAAAAAUCCGGUACACUUUCACAAGUCGAAUCAUUACGUUCAAUGAAUCGUAGUGAUCAAUUAAGUACAACAACAGAAAAUGCAUUAAAAAAUUUACCUCGAUCACCAUCAGAAGAAAUAUUUGAUCGAAGAACAGUAGCAACAGAUACUCAAGAUUUAUUACGUUUUUUUGAAAAACGUGAUCAAACAAAAGAUGCUUUAAUGUGGACACCGAGUACAUUUAUAAAUCUGGCAAAAAAUGUUGUUAGUUUAUGUAGAGAAGUCAGAGACAUAUUUCGACGUGAACCACGUUGUCUUAAGUUAGCAUCACCAUGUUAUGUACUUGGUGAUAUACAUGGAAAUUAUCAAGAUUUAGUUUGUUUUGAAAAGUCUCUAUGGCGUGCAACACCACUUUUAUCGCCAGCAUCAUUUCUUUUUCUUGGUGAUUAUGUUGAUCGUGGCAUUCAUGGACUUGAAGUUAUUAUUUAUUUAUUCGCGGCAAAAUAUCAAUGUCCGAAAAAAGUUUUACUUCUUCGUGGAAAUCAUGAAAUAAGAAAAGUUCAACAAAUGUUUAGUUUUUACAAAGAAUGCCUCGGAAAAUUUGGUGAUAUACUUGGUAAAGAAGUAUGGGAUGCAAUAAAUGGAGUUUUUGAUGUAUUACCACUUGCUGCAGUAAUUGAUGAUAAAAUUCUCUGUUUGCAUGGUGGUAUUCCAAGUCCUACAUCAUGUCCAGGUGAUUUUGUUUCCACUGUUAAUGAUAUUAUUGUACCAUUGAGUGAUCCAGAAAAUGAAUCACCUUUAGCAUGGGAAAUCAUGUGGAACGAUCCAUUUUCAAUUGAUACAAAUACGGUUGCUCAACUACCCAUUGGUGCUAAUGGUGGUUUUUUUAAUAAUACACGAAGAAGUACUGGAAAUUAUUUCACAUGUGAAGCACUUAUGACUUUUCUUGAUAAGAAUAAUUUUACACAUGUUAUACGUGCUCAUGAAGUACAACAAGUUGGCUUCAAGGUACAAUUAAGUGGCCGUCUAUUAACUGUUUUUUCAUCAUCUCACUAUUGUGGUGGAACAAAUGAAGCCGCAACUGUACUUGUUGAUUCAGCAAAAUUACGAUUGAUCAGACUUGAUACAGCAUAA